This is a messenger RNA of Huiozyma naganishii CBS 8797, 3600 nucleotides long. RefSeq lists its product as uncharacterized. The transcript has a single exon. Lineage: Eukaryota; Fungi; Ascomycota; Saccharomycetes; Saccharomycetales; Saccharomycetaceae. The record is from RefSeq and is a predicted model, not a curated record. The coding region runs from base 1 to 3600 and encodes 1199 amino acids.
AUGGUAUCUGCUUGCCAAAAAGUCUAUCCCUGCGACAGGAUUCUGACGCAGCGGAUCUUCAAAUCUACAGUGAAUACCGCUGUUGCGUUCAUCUUUAUUCUGAUUCCGAAAGUGAGGGAACAUUUGGGUACCGAACCGGCCAUGCUGCCCCUGAUCUCGGUGAUGGUUCACCCGGGGAGAAGGGUGAGCGGCACCAUUCAGGGAGCUAUCUACUGUAUCACUGGGCUGAUAUUCGGUCUGGCGUACUCGAUAUUCGGGAGGUUUCUUGCACAGCAGUGUAUUGGUCCCUCUUGGAGGACUGUCAGUGAGGUGAACCAGGUUUUGUACAAUUACAAGAGAUUUGAGGCAGGUUUGGCGAUACUGGCGAUGUUUGAGACUUUCAUGCUGUUUUUCCACGGGUGGAUGAGAUCCAUGUCGCACCACUACUUUGGGAUUGUCUUCCCACUUUUCCUUGUGGUGCAUUUCACUUUCUUGGCGCCACUCACAUCAACUCCGGGGAUCAUCGCAAAAUCGUUCAGUACCCCGUUCUACAUGGGGAUAGCCAUGUCGCUCUUCUGGAACAUUGUAUUGUUCCCAGAAUUUGGCUCCACGUACCUCGGUAACGCCACUGUAGGGGCGCUCAACGAGAUCCAUAAGGACCUCAACGAUGCGGUCAAGUUUUUCAUAUCGUUGGACAACACAGCACCACAACUCUACAAGACUCCGCCGGUCACUCUACCGAAAUUGUUGAAAUAUAAGACCGCGAUCACGAAGCAAGUAGCAAACUGCGACCUUGUGCUCCAGGAAUGCAUCUACGAGAUCUCUUAUUCGUACGUCUCGCCAUACAGCGUCACGGAUAUUCUGAAAGUCUACAAAGACAUGUCCAUAUUCAUCAAUGGUAUCGUGAAUGCAUGCCAAUUGCAAUUUAUUCUACUGGGGAGAACAGACACAUACUCCAGCGAGGACGUCGAGUUUUACUCCAAGAAGGAGAUAUCGUUCGCCAACGCGGACAAGCUGUUGUACGUCCUGGAUCAUAUCCGCCUACCUAUCUUCAACCUGCAUAGACAGAUGAGCAAGUGCCUCUACGAAGUGUCUGCUCUUAUCGCGUACUCAUACGAUGUCGACUUGAAAAAAGUUUACCAUGACCCAGAUCUCUCAGAAGAUUUUUGCCCAAGAUUGUUGGAUAAGAACAGUCUUCAAGCAUUGGAUCUCAAUGCUUCGGUCGCCAGACUUCAAGAGUUGUUGGAGGAGUUCGACUCCUUUUUUAAACAAGAACUGCUAGACAGUUCGAGAGACUUGCUGACCCCUAACGAUGAGAUGUUUUUGCUGUCGUCGUUUUUGAUGAAUUUCAAAGAGGUCACUAAUGAAGCGGUCCGUUUAAAUAGCACCAUAAAGGAUAUCUUCCAGUACAGGCUGGAUCGAGAGAAGAAGGGCUGGAUGAGAGGAAAAAAACUAUGGUUUACUUUUCUCAAGAAUUUCCAAUCAUUGAAGAGGUGGUACGUGGGUAACGCCACGAACGUUACUGAAAAUGAUUCGUUGAAGGGUGUCCUGCACAUGGAAGGUGUAACGGAACUGGUGGCCCGCAGACCAACAUACGCGGAAAACGAACUACUGAUGCAGAAAACUACCACACAAAGAACAAGCAUCUCCACGAACCAAAGCCUGUUGCCGACUAGCAACGUUGAGCAGGUAACUAGGAGAAAAUUCAUUAACAUUAGAACAUCAGUGCUAGAUUUCAUGAUUUGGUGUGACAAUUUCUACAAAAGAUCCAGGGACCACUUCCGGUUUGGAUUCCAAGUCGCUUUAGCCUUGAUGCUUGCCUCGUUUCCUAUGUUUGUUCCAUCUAUACGGCAUUGGUACAUCGACUAUCGGGGUGCAUGGAUUGGUUUCGUGUGCAUCCUAUGUCUGGAGCCCUCGGUAGGUGGCACCUUCUGGGUGUUUUUCCUAAGAGCAGUUGGGGUGGUCACCGGCGCUGUAUGGGGGCUUGUGUCGUACUAUGCGGGGACGCAUCAGAAGGAUCCGUACUUGGAGGUUGUCAUCACCUUGUUUGGUGCAGUUCCUGGGUUUUACUUCCUACUGGGUACACCGUACGUCAAAGCUGCCAUUAUUCAAAUCAUCAGUAUUUAUAUUGUGAUGGCUGCAGCUAUCAUUCCCUCGUCAGUACCCGGAGGGAUUGUGGUUAACUUCGCCAAAAGAUGUCUUGCAGUAGCAUAUGGAGGUGGUGCAGCACUUCUUGUACAAGUGUUUGUGUUUCCUAUCAAGGCAAGGGAUCAGCUCAAUGAGGAAGUUGCAUUUGUUUGCGGGUGUAUUUCAGAACUAGAGUUGAUAUACGCAACUAAUCUAGAGGGCGAACCGUUUCAGUUGAGCAUGGGUGAUAAGAAAUACGAGAGGAUGGUUAAGAUUUCGAACUCAGCAAAGGCUGCUCUAAGCCGUGCUGAAGCCUUCAACAAACUGACCAGGCAGGAACCAAGGUUACGGGGGAGCUUUACCGAACUGGAAAAGAUCUUCACCCAAAUUAUCUUCAUCCAACGCCAGAUUGUUGAGAGGAUGGAUACUGUGGCUCUUAUUCGAAAGCAGUAUGGGAGCGCAGUCAUCGAAGAGUUGAAUAGUACUGUGUAUCCUUACCGGAGGCAGAUGGUCGGCAAUUUCACAUCUUUGAUGAGAGCGCUACAAGAGGCUUUCACGACAAGAAGUCCAUUGCCUCAGUUCCUGCCUAGCACAAGAGUAUCUCACCGAAGACUGAUCAAUAAAGUUCGGCAAAUUCUGGAGGUGAGGACGAAAGUUGGUGUGCCGAGGAGGGAAAAAAUCAUUAAGGAUCUAUCUCCACUAGACGUUGAAACCGAAGAUGAGGAGGAAGAGGAGGCGUUGUCCUUCAGUAAUCUAAAGGGGACCAAAAUGACAAGAUCCUCGUCGAACGGAGAGACUUUACCAAACGAGCAAGAUUUUCUCUUGAAGGAAAAGUAUUUGUCAUGGAACGCUUCGAGUGCCGCUAUGGAGGAGAUUAUCGAGUAUAUGGAGGAGUUGCUGUAUUUAACGAAGUUGGUCGUAGGCGUCAAUGAGUUCAAAUACGGAUUUUUAUCGCGUCCGUUGUAUGAGGAUUGGGCUGCAGAGGCGAUCAGGGGAUUUGAUGAGUUUAUUAAAGGCAAGCUUGCAAGUACUGAAAGUACGUCAAGUGGAAGUAAUUCUUCCAACCAGCAGGAUGCUGCAAGUGCCCCUCCCUCAGUUAGCCCUCAACAACCGUCUCUGUUAUCUGGUACCGAGGAGGAGAGCAUUCGGAGUGGUAUAUCUUCAACAAUCGAAGAAAAACCUGUGCCCUUGAAUGCAGGUAACUUGAACAAAGAAGAUGGAAAUUUCAUAAGUAGGAGACAAUCACUAAAUCUAGCCAGGAUUGCAUCGUCUAGAAAGGGCGAACAGUUACCGAAAAACUUUAGAGAUAGAACGUACUCCAUCGGUGGCAGGACUGGACUGGAAUUUAGCAAGACCAAUCCUUUGAACAGAACGAAAACGCUUGGUGAUGCAGAUUCGGAAUAUGCGGAGAGUGGUGAUACAUCUGAUUCAGACGAAGAAUUGCCUCUAGCAUUGAGAAGAGUUGUUAACAGGAUGACGAAAAAAGGGAAUUAA